AUGGAGAGCGCGGCGGAGAUGGGAGCGGAGGCUGCGGGCAGCGCGCUCGGAGCGGGGAUGCGGCUGCGGCAGGACCUGCGCAGGAUCCGCUGUGCGCUGCUCUUCUGCCUGCUGGCCGUGCUGCUGCUCAUGCUGCCCAUCGCCUACCUGCUGGUCGGGAACCUGAGAGCGCCCAGAUCCUGCGGACAGGUCACAGAGGAGAGGGGCUCUAUCUUCCUGAAGCAACGAGCACUGGCUGCUGUUACAGACACUCUCUCCAGUGCAGAGAAGCCACGAGCUCACCUGACAGUGAAGAGGCAGGACCUGGCCAGCACCGUGGGGAGCCACAUGCCCAUCCUGCAGUGGGAGGACAAGCGAGGCCUGGCCUUCACCAAGAACAACCUGAGCUACUCCAGCAACGCCCUGGUGAUCCCCGUGUCCGGAGAUUACUACGUCUACGCCCAGGUCACCUUCCGAGGGCCCGUGGAGAGCAGCCACAAGGCCAGCUCUGUCACUGAGAUCAUCACCAAGGUCACUGACAGCUACCCCGAGCCCACCCAGCUGCUGACGGGCACCAAGACCCUCAGUGAGAACGGCAAUGGUUGGUUCCAGCCCAUCUACCUGGGUGCUGUGGUCUCCUUGGAGGUGGGAGACAAGCUGAUGGUCAACGUGAGUGACAUCAAGCUGGUGGAUUACACCAAGGAGCACAAAACUUUCUUUGGGGCCUUUCUGCUGUAGGGCUCCGGCCUGCAGCAGAUGGUGGGGGAUCCCUCCAGGGUCAGCGGGGGCGUUUUGUUGGGUUUUGGUUUUGUGGGAGCAUGUUGGGGUGAGAUCUCUGUUGUUUGCCUUCUUCUUCCUCUUCUUCUUCUUCUUCUUCUGUGCCAUCACUACUCUGCAGCUCGCUAGAGCCUUAAUUUAAUGGGUAGGGAAAGGUGAAGCUGCAGGUUGGAGUGAAAUAACCCCCCAAAAAAACACAACAAAAACCAACCAAAAACUAACUAAAAAAAAACCCCAAAAAAACCCAAGAAACCCCAAAAAAAUCCCAAAACAACAAAAACAAAAAACCAAAACAAACAAAAAAACAACAAAAAAACAACAAAAAAACAUAAACAAUACUCAAAAAACCUCAAAAACAAACAAAGAAAAGCCAAAUUAUAAAAAUGGAGGGGGGAAAAUGUAUUUUUGAAAGCAAAAGCUGAAAGUUCUUCAAAACUUUGUAAGCUAAGGAGGAACAUUUGAUACCUGUGGGUAGAAAGUUUCUUCUUGAAUAUUAAGCUAGGCUAUGUCCCAAAUUCCACCUUCAAUGUACAAUUUCCUUAACUCCAAAAAAAAAGUGGUUUUGAGCUUUCUCCAGCACUUUCAGUAUAGUUUUGCAUGACCCUUCUUCAGAUUCUCCUUUCUAAAAAGCAAUUACUUCUCAUAAUUUCCUUAUGAAUACAUUUACUCAGUACUUUGCACUAACAUAAAGCUCAGGUUAAUUAUUAACUGCUUAAUUAAUCCCUUCCAACUUCCCUGUAAAGUAGAUUAAAAUUAUAUCAUGUGCUUUGCAGCAGCUACUUGAGAUUUUUGGUUUUUCCAAAAAAUUAAUUACAGUUCUCUAAGUCCCUAUACAGCCUCAAAAUAUUUUGGAAAAGAUCUAGGGAACACACAAAACACUUUCUGUUUCAGCAUGAAAGUGGAAUGUCCCCUCCAGGUCCUAAC
Molecule: messenger RNA, 1680 nt
Organism: Melospiza melodia melodia
Lineage: Eukaryota; Metazoa; Chordata; Aves; Passeriformes; Passerellidae
Gene: TNFSF15
Product: TNF superfamily member 15
Exons: 4
Coding region: 1-717 (238 amino acids)
Biological process (GO): immune response
Cellular component (GO): membrane
Molecular function (GO): tumor necrosis factor receptor binding
Source: RefSeq, a predicted model, not a curated record